Fusarium vanettenii 77-13-4 is the source of this 1391-nucleotide messenger RNA. RefSeq lists its product as uncharacterized. NCBI's taxonomy places the organism in Eukaryota, Fungi, Ascomycota, Sordariomycetes, Hypocreales, Nectriaceae. Bases 82 to 1170 code for a protein of 362 amino acids. The transcript has 2 exons. The record is from RefSeq and is a predicted model, not a curated record.
CUUCUUCUAUCAUCACCAUCAUCAUUUUCUCAUUUGUUCUUUUUUCUUCAUAGCAUUAUCUCUCGCUUUCUAUCCGCCACCAUGAUCCACAACGUAGGAAGAGUGCUCUGGGAGCGCGGCCAUGUCCCCAGCGACAAUGGCCCAGAGUCGCCUCAGUUGUCUUGGGAAUACAUCAUCAUCAUCCUCAACUACAUUGUCUUUAUCCCCGCCAUCCUCCUCAUCGACUACACCUUUAGCAAGGUCUUCCCCCUCCUUGCCAUGAUCGAGGAUGACAAGCCUCCCGCCUACGAGCCCCUCCCCGUUGAGCCCCUCGCCAACGGCAACGGCCCCAAGAUCCCCUCCACCACCGCUCCGGCUGUCAACGUCGCUGGCCCCGGUACUGACGGCCGGCCCGUCACCUCUUCCUUCCGCGCCACCUUCCGUCUGGUCCGAUCUCACGGAGGCUUCCGCGCCUGUUUCCGUGGCCUUCCCUGCCUCAUCGUCCAGAGCAUCUUCAGCGGCCUCAUCAUUGGCGCCUUCUCUCUCUGCCUUCCCUACGGUAUCGGCGUCUUCGUCGGUGGCCUCGUCAGCUCCAUCGCCCUCGUCCAGUUCAGAGCCGCCUGGAUUCACCAGGUCAUCACCCCGCAAUCUGCCCGAAGCUUCUGGUCCCGCUUUCCCCCCUUCAAGACCACCCUCAAGGCCACCUGGAGGCCUACUCUCAUCUUCUGGGCCGCUGGUCAGGCUGCCUUUGCCCUCUGCGGUCUCCUUAUCAACACCCUCAACAUCCAUAGGGUCAGUGACCCCUUCAACCUUUCCGUCAGGAUCCUCCUUGCCAGCCUCAUCCUUAUCCUUGGCGAGGUGAUCCUGCUCAUCCCCGCCUGGGUUGUUCUCGUCCGUAUCCAGGCCUCCCUCCUCCCCGCAGACGAGGACACCAUCGUCCCCUUCGACCGCUCCUUCAACGGCAGGGUUGAGCCUGCUGUCGUCGGCGGACCUGGCUAUGCCAGCGUCGCUGACGCCUGGUCCAGCUUCUCCAAGGCUGCUUGGCGCCGUAUCAUCCUGCUUCAUGUCAAGAUCCUGGGUGUCACCAUCGGUGUUGGCGGGCUUCUUGGUGCCUUUGUUGGCCUCCAGAUCUUCAUCUUUGGCGUCGUCGCUGCUUCCAAGAGUGGCAACUCUGGCAAGACGGGCAACUAAACUGUCCUCUGAACUCUCAGAACUGACUCUCACGGCUUCUCGACUCAACCAUCUCCUGUAGCAUCUUCCACGUAUAGCGUACCAUGUAUGUAGUGUACAAUAAGGAGUGCACCAUUGGAUUAAAACAAUACCACAUAUCACAUUUCUUGUCGAUCUGGUCCCGCUCUGGUAACCAAAUCAAACCGGUUGGAAACUCAAUUCAUUAACUCUCUUAAACUUCA